AUGCGCUCAACUGCAAAGUAUUCCACGGUCUUCUGUGUACUUGAAGUUUGUUCUAGCCAUACAUGGCUUGCGGGCUAUAGCUUCUAUGUUAUUGAAAAUUGGCUACACCUAAGUCUCAGCUCAAGCGACGCUUGCACAAACGAUCGUUUCAAUCGGCCAGGUAAAAAUUUCCAGCAUGAAGAGGCCUUUAACUUGGUUUACAGAGUUGGAAUCUGUUCAUUCAUUACGAGUGCAGUGUUGGGUCUCAGCAAAUGGCAGUUAAUAUGUGCUAAUGCACUCGUGAUUUCUACCUUAAAAAAAUAUUAUUUGCAGUUCACGAACGAUUUACUCAACAAAAAAAGACUGCUUCUAGACUGCUCUGAAUGCAAACGCAGUUGUGCUUGA
Thelazia callipaeda (thelaziosis nematode) is the source of this 384-nucleotide messenger RNA. The record is from the annotation of a GenBank genome assembly. NCBI's taxonomy places the organism in Eukaryota, Metazoa, Nematoda, Chromadorea, Rhabditida, Thelaziidae.